Messenger RNA from Meleagris gallopavo (turkey), 5005 nucleotides. RefSeq names its product ATPase Na+/K+ transporting subunit alpha 1 (gene ATP1A1). NCBI's taxonomy places the organism in Eukaryota, Metazoa, Chordata, Aves, Galliformes, Phasianidae. Gene Ontology annotation, biological process: potassium ion import across plasma membrane; sodium ion export across plasma membrane; intracellular potassium ion homeostasis. The record is from RefSeq and is a predicted model, not a curated record. Gene Ontology annotation, molecular function: ATP binding; P-type sodium:potassium-exchanging transporter activity; ATP hydrolysis activity. Gene Ontology annotation, cellular component: sarcolemma; sodium:potassium-exchanging ATPase complex.
CGGGAAGCCGGUGCUGUAUCGGAGCUGCGGCGGCGAGGAGCCCGGGCGGGACAGGCAAGGAGGAGGAAAGCGGAGCGGCGGGCUCUGCUAUUGUUCGGCACCUGCUGAGCCACGUGGCGUCGUUGAGCGCCGCUCCUCGCUGCCAGCCGCGUGUUCCGCACGCCCGGCGACAUGGGCAAGGGGGCUGGAAGAGACAAGUAUGAGCCUACUGCUACAUCAGAACAUGGCACAAAGAAGAAAAAGGCGAAGGAGAGGGACAUGGAUGAGCUUAAAAAGGAAGUCUCAAUGGAUGAUCACAAACUCAGCCUUGAUGAACUUCAUCGUAAAUAUGGAACAGACUUGAGUCGGGGUUUGACUCCUGCACGUGCAGCUGAGAUUUUGGCUCGUGAUGGCCCAAAUACCCUUACACCUCCACCCACCACUCCUGAAUGGGUCAAGUUCUGUCGGCAGCUCUUUGGAGGAUUCUCACUCCUGUUGUGGAUUGGUUCCCUUCUGUGUUUUCUGGCUUAUGGCAUUACAAGUGUGAUGGAGGGAGAGCAAAAUGCUGAUAACCUGUACCUAGGUGUUGUGUUGGCAGCUGUGGUUAUCAUUACUGGCUGUUUCUCAUAUUACCAAGAAGCGAAGAGUUCCAAGAUCAUGGAGUCCUUCAAGAACAUGGUGCCUCAGCAAGCUCUUGUAGUCAGAAAUGGUGAGAAGAUGAGCAUAAAUGCUGAAGGUGUUGUAGUUGGAGAUCUGGUAGAGGUGAAAGGAGGAGACAGAAUUCCAGCUGACCUUCGGAUCAUAUCUGCACAUGGUUGCAAGGUGGAUAACUCCUCACUUACUGGUGAGUCAGAGCCUCAGACCAGGUCUCCAGACUUCUCCAAUGAGAACCCGCUGGAAACUAGGAACAUUGCCUUCUUUUCCACCAACUGUGUGGAAGGCACUGCCCGUGGCAUUGUUAUUAGCACUGGGGACCGCACUGUGAUGGGCCGUAUUGCCAGUCUGGCAUCUGGACUGGAAGGGGGUAAGACUCCCAUUGCCAUGGAGAUUGAGCACUUUAUCCACCUCAUCACUGGAGUAGCUGUGUUCCUUGGUGUCAGCUUCUUCAUCCUCUCACUUAUCCUUGAGUACACUUGGCUGGAGGCUGUGAUCUUCCUCAUUGGGAUCAUUGUUGCAAAUGUACCUGAGGGAUUGCUCGCAACAGUAACGGUGUGUCUGACACUAACAGCCAAGCGUAUGGCUCGUAAGAACUGUUUGGUGAAGAACCUGGAGGCUGUGGAAACUCUAGGCUCCACAUCCACCAUCUGUUCUGACAAAACAGGCACCCUGACACAGAAUCGCAUGACAGUUGCACACAUGUGGUUUGACAAUCAGAUUCAUGAGGCUGACACUACAGAGAACCAGAGUGGUGCUUCCUUCGACAAGAGUUCAGCUACUUGGACUGCUUUGUCUAGAGUUGCAGGUCUCUGCAACCGUGCUGUAUUUCAGGCCAACCAGGAAAAUGUACCAAUUCUUAAGAGAGCAGUAGCAGGAGAUGCCUCUGAAUCUGCACUUCUGAAAUGCAUUGAAUUGUGCUGUGGUUCUGUCAAAGAAAUGAGAGAAAGAUAUCCCAAAGUGGUGGAAAUACCGUUUAACUCUACCAAUAAGUACCAGCUGUCUAUCCAUAAGAAUGCAAAUCCAUCAGAAUCUCGUUACUUGCUGGUGAUGAAGGGAGCUCCAGAGAGGAUCUUGGAUCGCUGCGACAGCAUUCUUAUUCAUGGGAAAGUGCAACCCUUGGAUGAGGAAAUGAAAGAUUCUUUUCAGAAUGCCUACCUUGAGCUGGGGGGUCUUGGGGAGAGAGUACUGGGAUUCUGUCACUUGGCUCUGCCUGAUGACCAGUUCCCUGAAGGCUUCCAGUUUGACACAGAUGAAGUAAACUUUCCUGUAGAAAAACUCUGCUUUGUAGGAUUGAUGUCUAUGAUUGAUCCUCCUCGCGCUGCUGUGCCAGAUGCUGUUGGCAAAUGCAGGAGUGCUGGGAUUAAGGUUAUCAUGGUUACUGGAGACCAUCCGAUCACAGCCAAAGCCAUUGCCAAGGGUGUUGGUAUCAUCUCUGAAGGCAAUGAAACGGUGGAAGAUAUUGCUGCUCGACUCAACAUUCCUGUCAGCCAGGUCAACCCGAGGGAUGCUAAGGCAUGUGUUGUUCAUGGCUCUGAUUUAAAAGACAUGACUAGUGAGCAACUGGAUGAUAUCCUGCUUCACCAUACAGAAAUUGUCUUUGCCAGGACAUCUCCUCAGCAGAAGCUUAUAAUUGUGGAAGGCUGUCAGCGCCAGGGUGCCAUUGUAGCAGUCACAGGUGAUGGUGUGAAUGAUUCCCCAGCCUUGAAGAAAGCAGACAUUGGUGUUGCUAUGGGUAUUGCUGGCUCAGAUGUCUCCAAGCAGGCAGCUGACAUGAUUCUGUUGGAUGAUAACUUUGCCUCUAUUGUCACUGGGGUUGAAGAAGGGCGCCUGAUCUUUGAUAAUCUGAAGAAGUCCAUUGCUUACACCUUGACCAGUAACAUUCCUGAAAUCACACCUUUCCUGAUCUUCAUCAUUGCAAACAUACCUCUCCCACUGGGAACAGUCACCAUCCUCUGCAUUGACUUGGGCACUGACAUGGUCCCUGCUAUCUCCUUGGCGUAUGAGCAAGCAGAGAGUGACAUCAUGAAGAGGCAGCCGAGAAAUCCCAAAACAGACAAGCUGGUGAAUGAAAGGCUGAUCAGCAUGGCCUAUGGGCAAAUUGGUAUGAUCCAGGCCCUUGGAGGUUUCUUCACCUAUUUUGUAAUUAUGGCAGAGAACGGGUUCUGGCCUUCUGGGCUAGUAGGGAUUAGACUUCAGUGGGAUGACCGAUGGAUUAAUGAUGUUGAAGACAGCUACGGACAGCAAUGGACCUUUGAACAGAGGAAAAUUGUGGAAUUCACUUGCCAUACAGCCUUCUUUGUCAGCAUUGUGGUUGUGCAGUGGGCAGACUUGAUUAUUUGUAAGACCCGAAGGAACUCUGUUUUCCAGCAGGGAAUGAAGAACAAGAUCCUAAUAUUUGGUCUCUUUGAGGAGACUGCUCUAGCUGCUUUUCUGUCCUACUGCCCUGGGAUGGAUGUUGCUUUAAGGAUGUACCCUCUCAAGCCAACCUGGUGGUUCUGUGCCUUCCCGUACUCCCUCCUCAUAUUCCUCUAUGAUGAAAUCAGAAAGCUCAUUAUCAGACGCAACCCUGGUGGUUGGGUGGAAAGAGAGACCUACUACUAAAAAGCGCCUGUAGAGCAUUCCACGCACAGCCCACACCACCUCUCCAUCUCCUCUGUGUGUGUGAGUGUGUGUGAGUGUAUGUGUGUACUUCAUCUUUGCAAGUGCAGAAUUGGACCUGAAACUGAAGGAAGCAUGAAGAAACAUGGACUGGAGGAGAAAGCAAGGGGGAGGAACAGGGUGGGGGGGAAGUGUCAGACCAUCAGUCCAUGGAGGUUAGAGAUUGAGUAGGCUCAUCUGCCUUUGCUUUUGUAAAAGGAAACAGAAGAUUUUAUAUAUGGAUUUUUACGAAUAAAUAUGGAUUAUAAGAGGAUGCCCCCAUAUUGUUGUAGGCAGACGUUUUUCCUCAAGGCAUAAACUGGCUCAGGGGUGUGGUGCUAACUCUAUGUGCUUUUAGCCUUGGCUUCCCAUUUUUAUAGCUGGAGACAGCAUGUGAAGCUUCCAUGCUGUAGCUCACUGCCUAACAGGACAAACUCUUGCAACCAGUUGCAUGCCAGUACCUUAAGCACAGGAAUGUUCCUGGUCUCUGUAACUGUGUAUCUUGGCUGUUUUCUGGAAGGAACUUCUGCCUUCUAUCUCUAGCAUCAAAUGCAAAAUGCUGGAGGCUAAGUAUCUGCUCUGGCUAAGUAUCUGCUUGUUGGGUUUAGAAUGGGGCAUGUUGCAUGCACUUGCUGGUCUGAGCAUGUACCAGCAUGCUGCUUGCCCUACUGCUACAGGCUUUGUGUCUCAGUGGAGACUCCAGCUUCAUGCCCUACCUAUCUUGCAGAGCUUUCUAUUUCCCUCUCUUGUGUCUGUUCUGUUCUCAGAGCUGUCUAGUCCUAGCUCUCAGUGUUUCUUCCUCUGAGUAGACUGAGAAUGUGGAAGAAGUCAUACUCUCAAUAUUUCAAUAUUUCGCAAAAUUGCGAGACUCAUCAUGAUGGUUUGAGUAAAGCACUACUGUUAUAAGACACUUCUUGUCUGAGAUUUGAGCUAGAGUGGGUUGUGCUAUUCCACUCUGCAUUUCCAGCUAUUUGCCAUAUAUUUUGAUAUAAGUGUUAAUGCUUGUAUGGUUUGCUGCUGAGAGCUCAGUGGGAGGUGUGACCUUUUGCACAGGGACGGUCAGCAUCUCGAGGUCUUCAUAUUACUUCUGUCAUUGUGCUUAAGCCAUGUGAAGGUUCUUCUGGCUCUCAAUCAUGUUCCUGAACUGCUGGUUCUGUUGGGUAUGCAUCUGCCUCUGCAAAGAUUUGCAGUAAACCACAGCACUGAAAGGAUCUGUGGUUAAAACUCAUAUGUUAUCAUUAUCUUUCCUGGCUUUUUUCUUGUUUUAAAGCUCCAUCACUUAUCUCCUGUAUACUGUAGACUUGCAAGCAGCUCUGAGAGUACAAAAGGAAGUUAGGGAGGUAGAAAGUAAGAAGCUGAAAGUUUAACAGUGUAAUUUGUCUUAGAUUAUCUAAAGUGGAACUCUUACUUGAAGAUUAUGUACGGGGGGAAAAAUGUCCUCAAUCUGUCUGAGUCUACCCAUGCCAACAGUGCCAACAAUUGUGGCCGAGGUGAUGCUAACUGGGAGAUGAGCUGUACUAAAGGGAGGAAGGAAGAAGGGGGAUCUCUUGCUGGCUCUGCUGAUGAUGGAGUAAUGAGGCAGAAAUGACACUUGCUCCAUCCACAUGUUACACCUGCUUGAACUUUUUGGUUAGUCCCCGAGACUUCCUCCGAGUCCUAUUUCAAAGAAAUUGCAAAAUGUGCCUUGUUAUCUGAUGCUGUCAAAAAUAAAGAAGGAACCUGUUCUUCCUUC